GUUUGUCGAAAGAAUAGACCAGAAAACGUGUCACGGCACGCUGUUCGAGGUGAGUGUAUCAAAUGUCUGUCACUAACUCCCGCCAGCUGCCUUCCUCUCCUGCUGCGUUUCCCGUGACCGGGCCAAGUGCAGCACCCAAUGCUAUCUAUUUCGAUGCAACCGUGCGAUCGAUCGAACAGUUCGUUGAGCAAGAUGUGGACAUGGAGGGACCCGCGUCCCAACCAGAGAUGUUUCUCGUUCUGGAUACGAACGUGCUGCUUCACAACUUCGAUGUGAUAAGGCAAUUCACUGCGGAUAUUGAGAAGAUCGAUGCUCCUCUGUUGAUCAUCAUACCGAGCGCCGUGCUCUCGGAAUUAGACGCCCAGAAAAACUCACAGAAGUUGGCCUGGUUCGCUCGCCGAGCCUCGACGUGGAUACUUGAAAGAUUGAAGGAACGCAAGUGCGUGAAGGGACAGACGCGCGAUGAACAAUAUGAUCCUGCACGCCCUAAUAACGACCCCAAGAGGCGCAAUGACUUCUCCAUCUUGGACUGCUGUUUAUAUUUCCGGAUUAGACGCGGCAUUCCCGGUUACCUAGCCAGUGGAGACAAGAAUCUCUGCUCUGAGGCCUUGAUACAAGACAUACCCAUAGUGCAGCCAUCCAAUGACUGGUGCUCUAGGGACAUGGCAACUCAGAUGUUCCCUCUAUAUCCGAAUCUCUCUCAUUUCUCAGGCUACAGAGCGCCUUAUCGCCCGGACUCUGAGCUCAAGCGUACAAAGGGGCGGGUUGACGAAGAUGGCAUGGCUAUGGAUGUAGACGACAUCAACAACUACUUGCCGCCGUCUCAUGCGCUAGAUUCAUUGCAUUUUCAAGUUAUCGAGCAUUUCGGCACCUUACUCCGUCAACUCGUGCGCCGCGUCGGUGACCCAAAUGAUCUGCUGGGCCCCGUAGGCUCUACCUCGAGGUCAAGAUACGCCCCUGCCUGGUCACAAGAGCACUUCCUGAACUGGAGCGCGUCUACCUGCCUAGAGUACCUGCUGUCGAAGAAACCACUGCGCGGGCCGACGUCGAAUCCGCAGGUGCAGAUCUUCUUCAUGCCGCCUUACAGCGGACGCGGAUCGCGGCGAGGCCAAGACUGGUCAAGGCGGGACUGGGAGGUGGCGCUCACGGACCUUGGCAAGAUCGCUGCGUUGUGGACGGACGGAGCGCUGGUGGAAUCCUUGGCGGUGCUUCAACCGCACAUCGAGUACAUCUUCAGCAUGCCGAUGAAGCCGACUGGGUCGUAAGCUGUAAGAGGGGGCACAGGCCUCCGUGGAUUGCUGUGUCUUGAGACGGGGAGCUUCCCGAUUGCGCGGCAAGGGUGAAGGUGCUACAUAAUUUCUUGCUUGGUGUGAUAAACGUUGACUACUGCGCAACGGAGUAACUUGUGAGGGCGCAGCCCUAUAACGACGGCAAA
Messenger RNA from Punctularia strigosozonata HHB-11173 SS5, 1435 nucleotides. RefSeq lists its product as uncharacterized. The coding region runs from base 63 to 1265 and encodes 400 amino acids. Gene Ontology annotation, cellular component: nucleus. The transcript has 7 exons. The record is from RefSeq and is a predicted model, not a curated record. NCBI's taxonomy places the organism in Eukaryota, Fungi, Basidiomycota, Agaricomycetes, Corticiales, Punctulariaceae.